Molecule: messenger RNA, 644 nt
Organism: Prunus mume (Japanese apricot)
Lineage: Eukaryota; Viridiplantae; Streptophyta; Magnoliopsida; Rosales; Rosaceae
Gene: BZIP53
Product: basic region/leucine zipper motif 53
Biological process (GO): positive regulation of DNA-templated transcription
Cellular component (GO): nucleus
Molecular function (GO): transcription cis-regulatory region binding; DNA-binding transcription factor activity
Source: RefSeq, a predicted model, not a curated record
GUUCCGCAGCAAUCAAGCUCGGGAUCAGAUGGGUCCGCAACGGUGGACGAGAAGAAGAGGAAGAGGAUGUUGUCGAAUCGCGAAUCGGCGAGGCGAUCGCGGAUGAAGAAGCAGAAGCAAAUGGAUGAUUUGACGAGCGAAAUCACCCGACUGGAGAUGUCAAACAAUCAACUUCAGCAGGGAAUCGAAGUGAAGGAGCGGGGCUACGCUGAGAUAGAGUCUAGGAACAACGUGAUGAGGGCUCAAGUAAUGGAGCUCACCGAUCGUUUGCAGUCGUUGAACUCGGUGCUCCAGAUCUUCGAAGAGGUUAGCGGCCUUGCUGUGGACAUCCCUGAGAUACCUGAUCCGCUGCUGAGGCCGUGGCAGGUUUCCUACCCAACGCAGCUCAUCCCGGCCUCUUCCGACAUGUUUCUAGGCUGACAGUCUUUGAAUAGCUUAAGCUUGUUCUUGUUGUAUGUUCAUUGUACAAGUCUUUUGUGUUUGUUAUUUUGAUGAUGGUCUUUGGAUUUUCGUUGUUGGUUUUUUGUUAGUCGUCUUUGUUGUUUCGAUUUGGUGUCCCAGUAAUUGUAGUAGUCCCUUCGCACAAGCUUGUUUCAUCUUUCUCUGUAUAAAUGAAAUGUUUGUGGUUGGCGGGUUUGGUAUGA